Neopelma chrysocephalum (saffron-crested tyrant-manakin) is the source of this 2470-nucleotide messenger RNA. RefSeq names its product SAM pointed domain containing ETS transcription factor (gene SPDEF). Gene Ontology annotation, biological process: cell differentiation; regulation of transcription by RNA polymerase II. The transcript is spliced from 7 exons. The record is from RefSeq and is a predicted model, not a curated record. Lineage: Eukaryota; Metazoa; Chordata; Aves; Passeriformes; Pipridae. Gene Ontology annotation, cellular component: nucleus. Bases 1190 to 2215 code for a protein of 341 amino acids. Gene Ontology annotation, molecular function: sequence-specific DNA binding; DNA-binding transcription factor activity, RNA polymerase II-specific.
CUGCCCCUCCAUGGGCUGGGGACGGGCCACUGGGCCGUGGUGACGUGGGGCCGACCUGAGCUGCCCCGUGGGUGUCUGUGGUGGGGUUUGGUCUGACGUGGGUAUUUAGGGCAUGGGGGAGUUGGAUUUUAGCAGCGCUACGUGUGUGGGAGAACCGCCUGAACUGCCCUGCCUGCUUCAUGGGCUAAAAAAAAGACCAUAAAUACCAACUGGGUGUCUGUCUCGCUCAGAACAGCUUUUUCCUGCUCAUGCCGGUGGAGACAACCUGGGCCCGGAGUGCUGCAUGUUCCGGCCGUGCCCCCCUGCCAGUCCCACCUGCAGCAGCAGCCACAGACCCCAGGCUCUGACCAGUGCUGUGUCCCUGGGGUGAGGAGGGUUUGGUGGUGUCAGGGGCUCCCCUCACCCCCAGUGGCUCCGAGCCCUCUCGAUCACAGGCUCUGUGACAAACCCCCGGUGGCUGCAGAUUUGGGUAGGGGAUGGUCCCAGGGUUUGGGUCAGGGAUGCUCCUGGGUUAUCCCUCAGGGAUGCUCCCACCUGCUCUGGGAGCUGUGCCAGGGGCCUGGCCAGGGGCUCCCGGGCAUUGACAGGUCUCUGUGCUGCAGGUCUGACUCCAGAAGAGCCGUUGGUCUCGUCCAGGUGAGGCUGGAAGGGGUUAACGGUGGCCGGGUUUGCCCCGCUCCCCUCCCCGGGCCCGUUCGGGUCCGAGCCCGGCGCCUGCCAAGGGUUAACCCGGCCCGGGCUGUUCAAACACCUCGGCUGAGGUAAGCGCCGCUUGUUUGUUCAGGUAAAUAAGGAAGGAAUUGGAUAUAAUGGGCAAAGGAGGCUCUGGCUGAGCCGUGACAUUCGCUGCCGGGUCCCCCUCGCACACCGCGCUCGGCUCCGUCCGUCUGCCGCCCUCGGGGCCGGUCCCUGUCCCUGUCCCUGUCCCCGUGCCCGUGUCCCUCCCGUCGGUGUCCCCGGAGCCGAUGUGGCUCAGCCGGGCCGUGCAGCCGCCGCGGGGCCGGCGCUGAGCGGGGCAGGAGCUGCUGGUCCCCCCCGGACCGUGCCGGGGCCCCCCUCGGGGCCAUGCCCCCCACAGCCACCGCACCCAGCACCACGGGGAUGGCUCUUCCCACCCUGCACCGGGACCCAUGUGGAUUGUGAGCUGCCCGCGCACCCUCGAGGUUUGGAGCCGGUGCUGAGCGGAGGGAUGGGCAGUGCCAGCCCUGGGCUGACCGCUCUGCCCCCCGGCCGCCUGGCCUGGCCGGACCCUGCGCCGCUGCCGCCGCCCCGGGACCCCGGAGCCCGGAGCUGGGGCUGCCCCGAGAGCCCCAGCCCCCCCGGCACCCCCGAGCAGCCCCUGCCCGCCUUCUGCCUGCACUACUUCGACAUGCUCUACCCCGAGGACGUGGCCUGGGCCACCAAGGGCGUGGGGGAACCGUCCCCCAGCGGCGCCCAGGGCGGGCGGGAGGAGGCGCGGAAGGAGCCGGAGCAAUGUCCCAUCAUCGACAGCCAGGGCCUGGGACUGGGGCCCGACGGGGACCUGCAGGGCAGCCUGCCCCUGGAGGAGCACUCGCUGGAGCAGGUGCAGAGCAUGGUGGUGGGAGAGGUGCUCAAGGACAUCGAGACGGCCUGCAAGCUCCUCAACAUCGCCGCAGACCCCACAGACUGGAGCCCCGGGAACGUGCAGAAGUGGAUCCUGUGGACGGAGCACCAGUACCGGCUGCCGCAGAUCGGGAAGUCCUUCCAGGAGCUGUCGGGGAAGGACCUGUGUGCCAUGUCUGAGGAGCAGUUCUGCCAGCGCUCGCCUGCCUGUGGGGACAUCCUGCACGCCCACCUCGACAUCUGGAAGUCUGCCGCCUGGAUGAAAGAGAAGGCUGCCCCUGGAGAUGUAAGAUACUGCGGGGGUGACUCCAGCUGGGCCGACAGCGAGGUGGAUUCGUCCUGUGCUGGGCAACCCAUCCACCUCUGGCAGUUCCUCAAAGAGCUGCUGCUGAAACCCCACAACUACGGGCGCUUCAUCCGCUGGCUCAACAAGGACAAAGGCAUCUUCAAGAUCGAGGACUCGGCGCAGGUGGCCCGGCUGUGGGGCAUCCGCAAGAACCGCCCGGCCAUGAACUACGACAAGCUGAGCCGCUCCAUCCGGCAGUACUACAAGAAAGGGAUCAUCCGCAAGCCCGACAUCUCCCAGCGCCUCGUCUACCAGUUCGUGCACCCGGUUAAAUCUGGAUUGUGACCCGCUGAGGCUGGACUGGGACAGAGAGCUGGGGAUUGCUUCACCCGUGCCUUGCACCACAGCCAGAGUUACCUGGAGAUGUUGAUCUUUUAUAUUAUAGGUUUUUUUAUUUGUUUAUUUACUUUUUGGUUUUGGCUGGCGGCGAGUUGUGGUUUAGGUUCAGAUGCCGAGGGGUGGCCCGUGCUCCCGGGGAUGCUUUGUGGGAACGCAAGAGGAAAAACACCUGGUUCUUGGUAUUUUGUUUUUACCUUAAAA